This is a messenger RNA of Schizophyllum commune H4-8, 3333 nucleotides long. RefSeq lists its product as uncharacterized. NCBI's taxonomy places the organism in Eukaryota, Fungi, Basidiomycota, Agaricomycetes, Agaricales, Schizophyllaceae. Bases 1 to 3333 code for a protein of 1110 amino acids. The record is from RefSeq and is a predicted model, not a curated record. The transcript is spliced from 10 exons.
AUGUCCUCAAAGAAAAGAAAAUCUGCGGUCCAAACCUUUGACCUCUCGUUUGUAUGCUCCCCCCGUCCUGUCGAGGCAGUCUCUGAAGAGCUGAGCCGCGAUCGCAAGCGGCGCAAGCAACGGACUACGCGCGCAGAGCCGCCGUCGCCACCCAAGACCACCGCGCCCCUUCCAGGCUCUCUUGACGACUCUCACACAACUGAGCUCUCAUCUCUCGAACCCGACGUUGUGGAUGUCACUCUCGCCGGCAUGCAUAUUGAGAAAGGGAAGGGUGGGGCGCGCCGCAAAAGUCGCAGGAAGAAAUACUACCCUUCGGAUGAGCCAUUACUUGAGUUCAAGUCUGUGGCGGCCGACGAGUAUGCGCGCGCCAUGCUAUUCCGUGAGGGAAGGGGCUAUGAAGCCGAGCGCUGUUGUCCAGGGUGCGCUGCCGGGCAAGAUGCUGCCGAGCCUCCGACAUAUCGAUGCGCUACCUGCUUUGGAGGCGGCUUAUACUGUCGCGCAUGCUGUCUUGCGAAGCAUCAGCAGAGCCCUUUCUGCCGUAUCGAGAAGUGGAACGGCGUUUGCUUUGAGCCGGUCUCUCUCAAGGAGAUGGGCGUUCGUGUACAAGUCGGGCACCCAGAAGGCGAGGCAUGCCUCUGCCCUCACCGCGGCAACGUCGACUUCACUGUUGUCCACGUCAACGGCAUUCACAGCGUCGCGAUCGAUUUUUGCGGCUGCCAACCCCCCGCCGACGCCGUCCAUCAUCGCGAGCAGCUGCUACGCCAUGGGCUAGUUCCAGCCACCGUCCGCGACCCUCAGACGUGCUGCACCUUCGACGUUCUGAAUCAUUUCCAACUGCUCACUUUCAAUGGCAAGAUCACCGCGUACGACUAUUACACGAGCCUGGAGCGAAUGACGGAUAACCCAGGGACGUAUGGAUUACCUGAUCGCUACAGGUCGUUCCUCCGCUGCGUGAGGAUUUGGAGGUAUCUCAAGGCGCUGAAGCGCUCCGGCCGCGCGAACGAUCAAGAGCGUCCGCCGUCUGACAUACGGCCGGGCGAGCUUGGCAUUGCGUGCCCCGCCUGCCCGCGGCCUGGCGUGAACUUGCCGGCAGGGUGGGAGAGUGCGCCGGCGGAGCAAAAGUACCUUUAUACGUUGUUCAUCGCUUUGGACGCCUGCUUCCGCCUCAAACGGCGCAAGAUCUCUACUCGCGAGCGCGACCCCUCCUUGGCGGACGGCGGGUCGUAUCUCGCAGAGAGCGGCCCCUUUGAGGAGUAUCUCAGUACCGCGAAGGAGCAGACGGACAUCAGUACUUGUACUGGGCUUUCUGCCGUAGACCACGCCAACACGAAGUUUUCCAAGGGCUAUGCGGAGACGGGGAAGAUGAUGGGACUUUGCGCCCGCCACGAGUUUGUACAGCGCAACGGCGUCGUCCCCACCCAAGUCGGCGAGAGAUAUGCGAACUCUGACUAUGCGCUAGGCUCGCUCCUGCGCCACCACUCCGCCGCCCUCCGCCUCGUGCUCUCCUACGAUAUCUGCUGUCAAUACUCGAAGAAGUUCAAGGAACGCAUGUCCCAGUUGCCGCCCCUCGUCCGCUUCAAGUUAGCUUUCGCCUACGUACGCUUCGUCAUCCCGAAGCUGCAUAUACACGGGCAUAAAUUAGCCUGCCAGCUGCUCUUCAACUUGAACUGGACUCUGGGCGUCGCGCGAACGGACGGAGAGGGCGUGGAGCGCCCUUGGAGCUUCCUGGGGAUCCUAUGCGCAAGCCUGCGCCAGAUGGGCCCAGGAAGCGCGGCCGACACACUCGACGACCACUUCGGCCACUGGAACUGGCUGAAACUCAUCGGCCUGGGCGUGUUGCUACGCCGGCGCCUCAUUGCCGCGCUUGCUGAACUGGCAGCGCAGGAGGCAGAGCUCGCCGAGUUCCGGAAAGGCCAGGGCGGACAUACGGCAGCUUGGGAGGCCGAGGUUGACAAGUUCGAGAGCGAGGUGGUGCACGACUCGAAGAGCGAGAACCCAUUCGAGCUUCCCAAAACAGGGUCCUCCGAGGCAGACGUUGCGCUGGAGCUAGCCAACGAGGAAGCUGCGAAGGCUCGCGAAGGCCUCGAGUUUUGCCACGAAAUGCCGCCUAGCUCAUUCCUGCUCGCGCUCUUGGAUGUCGAGCAUGAGCAGCGAAACUUACGGCUCGAGGUUGGCUCGGCGAAGUUCGAAAGUGCGGCGCAGCAGGCGGAACUCUCUCGCAAACGAACGAAGCUGGCAAGAUCACUCAACAAGCUGAACGAGAUGCAAGCCAAGUACACGCCGGACUCCCUGACGCGCCUCGCCGCCUGGAAAGCCGACCCUCGCAACGCAGACGAGCCCCCCGAGCGCACCCCACUAUUUCCCCCGUCUUCACUGACGCCCAGCGAACGCGCGCGGUGCGUGGACGACGUUACUACCGUCGAGUCUCGGCUACGCCACGCGCAGUGCCGCACUGCACUCGACGCGAUCCGCAACCUGCUCAUCGUCAAGUCGCGCCUCCUCACGUACAAGAACACAAACGUGCGGAAUCAAGGGCCCAAUACGCGCGCUCGCGCUACGUUGAGCAAGAACGACGAGAAGACGCGGCGACAGGCGUGCAAGUACGUCGCCGCCCGCGCCGCCCUGUUGAGCCUGGCGGAUGGAGACCCGUCAAAGGUGUCGUGGCAUUCGCUUGAUAUCAACAAGGAUGUCCGCUGCAUGGAGGAGGACGACAACAGCCGGAGGCGGGGGAAAAAGCGUACGCGCGAGGGUAACGAGGUCGGCGAAGGCGAGGGUGAGGGCGCGAGCGAGAGCGCAGGGGCUGGCGGUCAUCUCCAGCAAUGCCGGGACGCGACGGGGGAGGGGCGCCGGAAGAUUUCGUGGAUCUGGAAGGGCGUCGAUACGACGCAGUCGGAGGGCAAUGCGCUCUAUGCAGGAAUCAAGGUUGAAUAUUGUAAGGCGUACGCCCGCGUCAAGCGAUGGUCGGAAGAGGUCCCGCUCCUACAAGAGGAGAUGCGGCGCACUCUCCAGUCGCUAGAGUUCGAGGCCGCGCGGUGGGAGGGUUUAGCUACCGCGGACGAGCGCCCGGGUCCACUAGGCGAGGGCGCUCGCGCAUACGCCUACAGUCAGCGGGACAUGUACCGCCGCCUGCACGAACAUUUUGAGGCGCUGUGGGUGGAUUUGCGCGGGGUGACAAAGGUGAGCGAAGCGCAGGCACAGCGCUUGAUGGAUGCUGUACAGGCCGCGGAGGACGCGGAGGAGGAGCGGAUAGAGGGCGAGGAGGGCGAGCUAGAUGAUGAGCCCGAGAUUUUCGUGGAGGGGGCCGACGACGGCGAGGAUUAUGGUGAUAUUUAA